Molecule: messenger RNA, 13133 nt
Organism: Colossoma macropomum (tambaqui)
Lineage: Eukaryota; Metazoa; Chordata; Actinopteri; Characiformes; Serrasalmidae
Gene: zfyve26
Product: zinc finger, FYVE domain containing 26
Exons: 41
Coding region: 175-7863 (2562 amino acids)
Biological process (GO): regulation of cytokinesis; mitotic cytokinesis; double-strand break repair via homologous recombination
Cellular component (GO): lysosomal membrane; midbody; centrosome
Molecular function (GO): metal ion binding; phosphatidylinositol-3-phosphate binding
Source: RefSeq, a predicted model, not a curated record
GAGGUCACAUGACCGUGCGUCACGGCGCUCAUGGCUGCGCUGCUGACGCUGAGGACGUAAACAUUUAACACAUUCACGAAAGCGGCUCACAAAACCAAGACAGGCUAUGAGGUGCUCUUAUUAGCGUUGACGGUAAUCUGAGCAGUCUGAGGCCUGACCGCCGAGUGUGCCGUCAUGCACCCGUUUGGCCGUGAGGAGGAGAGCUCCAGACAGGACCUCUUCGGCUUCUUCACGCAGUGUUUACAGCAUGGAGAAUGGGAGCUGGCGGCCGCGUGCGUCCAGCAGCUCGGCCAGGCUGCCGGAGUCGUCCCUCAGGACCCUAGUGACAUCAUCAAAGCCAUCAUCACACACCCUUACCCGCUCACGUGGGAAACAGUGGGAAGCCCUCACAGACUGGCCUGGUUCUGGCUGCAGGUCCUCGAGAGACACUCGAAAGACAAAGUGUCUGUAUCAGUGAGGAGAGAACUGGCCUUUCUGCUGCUGUUAGAAGAUCUUGGGGAGGAGGUUCCUCUGACUGUGCUGAAGGAGCUGCAUCAGGCCUUCCUGGACUCCGAGUUUGAUCAGAAGGACCCCCGCUCAGCUGCGCCCCGGCUGAGUGAUGCUGCUCUGUCCUGUAUCGGCUCCCUGCUGUCCCGGGGCAGGCCGCGGCUGGCUCACGCUCUGCUGGGCUUCCUGAGGGGUCGUGGGCUGGAGGACGUUUUCCUGCAGCAGCUUCUAAAGCACGUGACGGUGGAGCAGACGAGCGAGAUAUGGGCGGAGGAGGUGUGCGCCAUGCUGGCUCUGUUGCCCUGUGGAGCUGGUGGCUCCGGAGCCCAGUUGGAGCCCCUGUGGGAGGGGCUGUGGGGGGCCCGUGAGGGUCCGCUGAGCGAGCAGAGGGUGCUGGGGUGCCUCCUGCGGCCACACAGCCAAACACUGCUCAUGCUGUACUGCUCCACAUCGCUACGACUGCUCCGGGACGGGCUGCUCCGAGGGACCACACACACACAAGCCAAUUUGCCUGAAGCGGAGAGGCUCAUGCUUGGCAUGUGCUGCCAGAGUGACCGGCCGGCAGUUUGGAAAGCCAUGUACUUUGAGUGUCUGAGCAGUGGAAAGCACUUUCUGGAGCAGGUGCUGGUAACUGGGCUUGACCUCAUCAAGAGGGAGGAGUUUUCUAAGCUGGAGGCAUUACUGAAGGCGGAGUUUCAGCCACUGUCCCGCCUCUUGCUCUUGCUGGGUUGGAAGCACUGCCAGAGCCUCGACUCCGCCCAGAUGCUCCUCAGCACUCUGCACAAACAGCAGGCCCAGGCUAAUGAUACGGUACUUAGCGAGUUUGCAAAUAUUUUCUCUUCUCAGUUAGGGGUCCUGGAGUGGUGUGUCCAAAACAACCCAGGGAUAUCCCAUGAGGCCUUGCUGUCUCAGUUGCAUGCUCUGGAUCACCACUCUGCUCUCUACGUGCUGCAUUCUCUCACUCCUUUGGCCCAGUAUGAAGAGCGGAGAGUGCUGGAGCUACUGCAAGCUGCAGGAGACCCUUCGCUGGAGGACAUUCAAAACAGCUCUGUACAGCGGAACGUCACCCUCUUCAGAGGUUUCUGUGCCAUGAAGUAUGCCGUCAGUGCCGUGUGUGUGAACGCACACUCGCACGCCAGCUGCUCAGACUGCGGUUCACUGCGUGCACAGCAGAAGGAACAAGCUCAGGAGGCCCAGGCAGCUGAAGGACACUCCUCACUGUUCCAGCAUUACCUUUCAGAGUGCCAACUCUACCUUGAAGCAGUUCCUGCAAUGUUCCGUUUGGAGCUCAUGGAGAACAUCUUUUCUCUCCUCUUUCUGUCUGACGCCGACUUCAGUCACCACCCAGAGCCGUGUGGUACCUGCACAGUGACCCAAAACAGUGCCUUUGCAGAGACUGAGCAACAGAGCACCAGCGAUGAGAAGCUCAAGGAGGACAGCAGUUCAAAAGCAGAAAAGGAGGACAGGUCAGCAGGGCUGAAGGAUGAGAGAAAAAGUGAUGGAGAGCCAGAAACAAAGAAUGCGCUCCCUGAGCUGAGCCACCUGAUUUCUGGCUGCCGGGGCUUUCUGCUGGACGUGUGUGGGAUGGAGGGCAUCCUGCGCCUCCUGAGGGAGGGGUUGGAGGGGGUGUGUGCGCUCGGGCAGGUGGACGGCAGAGCGCUGGGCGCUGAGGCGGAGCUGGCGGAGAGCCUCGGCUGCUCUGUUACCGUGGAUACGUUAAGCGCCCGCUUACAGAGGCUGUCCAAACGAACGGCUGAAGCGAGUUGGAGGCUGCAGAUCAUCACCAGUAACCAGGGCAACGGGAUGGGUGGGUCGGUUUUGCCCUCCCCGGGAGUGCGUUCGGCUCUGUCUCUGAGACGCAGCAACAGCAGUGGGGUUUCUAGUAUUAGAAGGAAGAAGCGACGGCAUCAUCAUCGCUCCGAACGACAUAUCUCUUCUGAACGACAGAAUGGAGAGGUCAGCACCAGCACUUCAGAUGGUGGCAGUGCUGUGGCGGUGUCUUUGGAGCAGGACGGGUGUGGGUGCGGAAGCCCUCACAGCUGGCUGGUCCCCGCCAUGCUCUCCCCACCUGAGUCUUUACUCAUCUCUUGUAUCCGCAAGGGCAACUACGUGGAGGCCCACCAGGUGAUGCUGAUGUUUGGGCUGGAGAACGCUUCGUGUUCUGGGGAGCUUUUCUUCAUGGAGCGAUACCGCGAGGUUCUGGCUGAGCUGGCUCAAGUGGAGCAGAAGAUUGAGAGUCAGUCACUUUCUUCAUCUUCAUCAUCCUCAGAGGCCCUGGGGUCAGUGGGGGUCACAGGGCCUGGGCGGAGCCGACUGGGCAGCAGCAGCAGAUCCACCUUGCAGAGUAUCGGCAACGCAGCUGCAGCAGGCAUGGCGUUUUACUCCAUCUCUGAUGUGGCUGACCGGCUGCUCAGCACGGCAGCUCGCCCGCUGCCCUGUCUUGAGGAGAGUUACUGGGUCUCUCGCCCUCUCUCGGACUCCUCCGAUCAUUUACGCCCCCUGUUGGAGGAGCUGAGUCCCGCAGGCAUGGCCGCCUUUGACCUGGCCUGUUGCCAGUGCCAGCUGUGGAAGACCUCACGGCAACUGCUGGAGACGGCCGAGAGGAGACUGCAUGCCUCACUGGAGCACAGAGGUGUGAGAGUGGAUCCAAAGCUUCUUCACUGUGAAGGAAUCCGCGGCUUUCCUUCUGUUCUGCAGCAGAUGAGCAAAAUUCUCAGCAGGACGUCAGUCGGAAAAGGUCCUCCUAAAUCAGACUGUAACGGAGAGGAUGGUGUGGUUUUGACCCCUUUUGGCUGCAGUGCUCAGGAGGUGCUGCUCUGUUGUUAUCCGUCGUUAACCGAGGAAGGCAUUGCUGCCCGUCUCAUGCUUGUCCAGCGCCUAGAGGUCAUUCUUCAGACCCUGACCUCUGCCACAGAACUGGCUGGUGAGUGUCUGUCUUGUAGCCAUGUGCUGGCGUCUCUGCUGGAGCAGGUGGGGCUGAGGCCAUCAGAACUCGACUCUCACCCCAUACGCUCAGCCAUGAAACAGCUACUGCGCUCGCUGGACCAGCUGUGCCCGUUUGAACUGGACAACGCCACCUGCAGGCCGGACUACAUGCGCAGCUUCCUGGAUUACAUCAACAUGCUGGCGUCGGUGCUGGUCCGCAGCCUUGGCUCUGAAGAUCAGAGUUUGGAGGUGAAGCUGGGAAAUCCUCUCCUCGUCCUGCUGCAGUCCCCCACCCAGCUGCUCUCACACCUGCUCUUCGACAGGCAGGUGACACCUGACAGGGUGUUGUCUCUGCUGCGUCAGGAAGGCCUGCGUGUGAGUGUCCAGCAGGUCAUAGUGCAGCGCUGCUGUGAACCCCUCCCUCUGUUGGAUCCUCGUGCCCCGAAGGUCGCCGGUGUCACCGGAGGUGCCUUCUGUCCAGCCAGCAUCUCCUCUCUAAUCCAGCAGCAUGCACAGGACCGUGCACUGGCCCUCCUUGACCUUUCUCACCUCUCUGAGCUCUCUGACCCUGCCCCGGCCUCUGAGCCCAGCUCUGAAUCCGAUGUUUCUGUAGAAACAAACCCUUCUACCUCCCCUCCCUCCCCAUCUUCAUUGUCGUCUUCGUUGUCAGCCUUCCUCCUCACACCGUCGGCUCUGUCCUUCCUUAAGUCUCGCUCUCCACUCGUGGCCUCCCUGGCGUGCCUGAGUGCCAGCCGGAGCGGCGAGGUGGCUCGGGCCGGUCACUCUUCAGGGUGGCCCGGGCUGCCCUCGUAUUUCCGGAGUGCCGGGCGCAAAGAGGCGCCGCUGGACGCAGAGCAGAUCUCCAAAGAGGCUGAGGCGCUGUUGCGCGAGUUCCCCGUGCUCAGGGCUUUCCUGCGGGAUGUGGCCCAGCCAGUGCUCGGCACAGGGGGAGGCUCAGAAGGACUGGGGGCGGCUUUGUGUGGGAAAGCCACAGUAGGGAUGCUGUUUUGUGGGCCGCAGGGCGGGACGGGGCAGGCGCUGGCGGCCGAAGCUUUCCAGCAGGCUCUGAAUGGUGGAGAACUUGACCGAGCACUGGCCCUAUUGGAACUGUAUGCGCAGAGCGGCCAACAGGAGGCACUGAAGGACAGGUUGCUUGCAUACACUGCACUGGAAGGAGACCAUGGGACAGAGCAGUUGUUUCGAGUGAAGGACUGGCAGCUUCGCGGCCGUGUGAGUCUGCAGGGUUUGGAGCGCUGGCCUCUGGACAGCUGCCUGGAGCUGCUGCAAUACUGCCUCAGUGAUUCCAGUCCAGACGAGCCGCUGACACUGCAGCUCCGAAAGAAAAAAAACGAGCUCGACAUGUACCACAAGAUGCUGAACCUGCAGCCGCCAUUGGAAUGGCGAACGUGGCAGGAGCUAAAGGAGGAGUCCAGGAAGAAUCCUGAGUCCAUGCUGUCCCUCCUUCUGCAGACGCAGGAGUUUGAGCUGUGUGCUCAGUGGGUGCAGCUGUAUCCUGUCUCAGAGCAGUCUAAACUGCAGCUCCAGACUGAACACCUGCUUCAUCUGCUGGAGAAGGGCCGCACAGAGGAGGCCUUCCAGCUCCUGGAGAGCCUCUCUGAAUCGCUGGCUCUGGAGGUCAGCGAGCGUGCUCUGGAUCGGAGGCCCGGAUUGGCUGCCUGCCACUUCCUGUCUGAUUACCUCACACUGCACUUUCAGAGUCAAAUGACCCCGGCUCGAAGACGCCACAUACACGCCCUGCACCUGGGCUCUAAGGUGCUGCUGACGCUUCCGGAAGCUUCUCGGCAGGACUAUUUCCAGCUGCUGGCGGAUCCUCUGCUCAUGCUGGAGCAGCUGCUGAUGAACCUGAAGGUAGACUGGGCCUCCACUGCCGUCUCCACCCUCCACAACCUUCUACCAGCGCAGGAGGCCGGCAUCACCAACCAGCACAUCGACGCACUGCUGGCUGAGUACGGCCGCAAAGCCCUCGACUUCCCCUACGCCCCCCGAGAGUGGUCGCGCAGCGACUCGGUGAUCAGUCUGCAGGACGUUUCUCUGCAGUGUCCAGCUCAGGACAGCUCUCCGUCCUCCCCCAGCCACACGCCACCUCCCUCUGCAGGAGGUACUCCUAUCCACACCCCGUCUAGCUCCGCCCACGAUCGGGAGAGGGGCUCCACAAGGAGAAGGUCCCGCUCCUCUGCGACCCUCUUCACGCCCCCGGAUAAAACACCAGAGCGCAAAGACUGGAUACCUGACCACAAGAAGCAUAUCUGUAUGGUCUGCCAGAGAGAGCGGUUCACUAUGUUUAACCGGCGGCACCACUGCAGGCGCUGUGGAAGACUGGUGUGUCAGGCGUGCUCCAGCCGGAAGAUGGUGGUCGAGGGCCAUGAGGAGCCUGUGAGAGUGUGUGACCAGUGCUACAACUUCUUCCACCCAGACUCAGAUGAAGAGUUGGAGCAGGCAGAAGUAGCUGGCAGUCCCCUGUCUUCUGACGGGGUUCUGGACGGUGUCCUCAGUCUUCCUGAGAUUCCUCAGAAGCAGUACAGGCUCAGCCCAAACCCAGCCGAGAACCAGCAGAUACGCAGCGAGUUCUACUAUGAGCAGGCCCCCAGCGCUUCCCUGUGUGUGGCCAUCCUCACUUUUCACAGUGACCAUGCCGCCUGUGGCCACCAGCUAAUCGAUCAUUGCCGCUCAAUCUCCCGUAAACUGACCAAUCCUGAGGUGGACGCACGCCUCCUGACGGACGUGAUGCAACAGCUGAUGUUCAGCGCCAAGCUGAUGUUCGUUAGAGCCGGACGCAGUCAGGACCUGGCCCUCUGCGACAGCUACAUCAGUAAGGUGGACGUACUGAAGAUCUUGGUCAGUGCCAACUAUAAGUACAUCCCAUCACUGGACGACAUUCUGGAGACGGCGGCAGUAACUCGACUGAGGAACCAGCUGCUGGAAGCUGAGUACUAUCAGCUAGCUGUGGAGGUGUCCACUAAAAGUGGCCUGGACCCGAGCGGUGUGUGGCAUGCUUGGGGGAUGGCGUGUCUGAAGGCUGGCUGUCUGACCGGAGCUCGGGAGAAGUUCUCUCGCUGUCUGAAAGCUCCUGUGGACAGAAACCAGCUGACCCUGGGCCCCAGGCUGCUGCAGGAGAUCGUCCAGCACCUGGACUCCACCGUCCGGCCCACACUCAGCGUGUCAGUAGAUGAGGAUAUCCUGGCGUCUCUGGCGGAGUUGGAGGAGGCUCUGCGUGAGCUGGCUCCUGUGGAUCGGAUGGAGGUGCGGGCACAGCACUGUGGUCACUAUCAGGAGUGCCUGUACUAUCUGCUGACCUAUGGCACUCAUCUUAGCCUCAUCAGCUUCUACCUGCGCCACGACUGCCUCAGGGAGGCUGUAACACACCUGCUCAGCAAGGAGUGUCCAGAGGAGGUGUUUCUGGAGGGUGUCUUGCAGCCCUGUUUGGAGCGGGGGCGCUUGGGGGUUCUCCAGGCACAGCUAGAGACUCUGGACCCCUCAUUAGAGAGCUGGGGGCGAUACCUCAUAUCAGCCUGCCAGCUCCUCCAGCGCAAAGGCCAUUACCACACACUCUACCAGCUUCAGCAGUUUAUGAUGGAUCAUGUUCGGGCUGCUAUGACGUGUAUUCGUUUCUUCACGCACGGCGCUCACUCCUACCUGCAGCUGGGCGAGCAGCAGCGCUGGCUAGUUCGGGCCAAAGAGCACCUGAGGACGUACCUGCAGGAGCAGCAGAACCGCAGGAAACACUCUUCCUCCUCCUCCUUUAGGAAGAAGAUGAGUUCCAGUGAUGUCUCCAGACACAUGAACACCAUUGAGCUGCAGCUGGAAGUGACUCGUUUCCUGCAUCGCUGUGAAAGCUCCUCCCCCUCCAAAUCCACUAUAAGUCCUGCCCCAUCGGGGAACAGUGCCCCGCCCACCCUCUUUGGAGGGAGCGCCACGAAGGUGGACGUAGCCUGCAAGGUGAUGCUGGGGGGCAAGAACAUUGAGGAGGGAUUUGGCAUUGCUUAUCGUGUCAUACAGGAUUUCCAGUUGGAGGCGAUAGCGGUGUAUGUGCGAGUUGGUCAGCGGUUGGUGAGGCAGCGGCAGUACCAGGCGGUCCGGCAGCUGCUGAAGUGUGUGGGCGAGUCAGGCACGGCCACUAAAGGCGACUGCGACACCAUUGUCCUCAGCUGUGUAUCAGUCGCAGAGAGAAACCCAGCUGAUGCCAAAGAGUUGGAGUCUUUGAUUUUAGAGUGUAAGACACCAGAGAAUAAGAUAAAGGCGUAUCUGCAGUGCAGUAAGCUGAGGGCGGCAUACCUCUUGGCCGUGAAGCUGGACGUGGCCAAAGCGGGGCCGCUGGUGCAGGACGUCCUUCGGGCUGCUGAAAGCUCUGGCGACUCUGUCAUGCAGGAAAUCUGCCGUCAGUGGCUCUCUGAACACCAGGCUUCACGGCAACGUCACAGCAACAACAGGUAGCCAAAGGCGACGACUGCCAAUAGACUCGAACUCACACAAGCCCACUGGAGUUCAGAGCUUUGCUCUGAUUUGGUUGGUGUGGGUUUGUAUAGAUGCUGCUCGUUUAUUUCACUCAAAGUGAAUCACCAAUGUGCCAUCUCUGUCACGCGUUCGGGUCACGUGACUUUAGGGCCAAAUCCAUGGUCAAGCUUUCCAUCACUAGCACUUCUGAAAGUACAAACUGGGACUCAGCACGUCGCUAAUUCAGCGAUUUCUGCUACAUUACUCAAACCAGUCUUGCAGAACUUUAUGAGAGCAGGUGGCCUCUGCGGGUGCUAGACAAAACAGAUCACUAUCACAGCGAAAGUGGCAUCAUUAACAGUUAAAUCCAACCAAGAUCAAAUUUGUUUGGCUAAUGCUAAGUGAAAUUUGGGGGCUCCUUGAUGUAUUUUACAUAAUUCAGAGCAAGGGCUACCAGUGUUCACUCUGCAUUAGCCAAAUUGGAAUGUGUGGUCAGAUUCUCUCUGUCAUGCAGAUGGAAUUUGCAGGAAACAACUCAUUUCAAAUCCACAUGCAACAGUUAAACAAGCUUUUGAGGGCUAAAUUUGGACCCUUAUUGGACUCUAUUACAUUCAGUCCUGGAAUAAACAGUGUUGAAGAAUCCCCAUUCAAACUGCUGGUCUAAGACUAGAAUAGGAACAUCCCAGCGUUUUUCUAAUCUCUGUCUGCUGUGUUUGUAUUGUACCGUUGAUGACCACAGAUAGUCAUUUAGAGACAUACUUAAAAAAAUAACUGAAAGCUGACAUAUAAUAGAAGCCAAUGAGUGCGUUUACGUGCACUUAGAAAUCUGAUAACUGCAGAAAAUCAGUUUUUUGUCAGUAAUCUGAUCGUGUUUACAUGCAGUUGAGUAAUCAGAUAAUGGGAAACUCCAGGUCUAUAUGACUCAGACAAUUGGAUUUCUGUUUUGCAGCCGGCCAGUAAACUUACAGAAGAAGACGUGAUGUAAACUUCAUGCCGCAGCUUUUUUUUUUUAAAUACAUUGCACCACUUUACCUAAAAAUAUGUACAUACGUCACCUAGAAGAUGAAGAAUAUUUAAAUCCUUCAUUUCAAGCAUGUAGUCAGUUUCAGCGUCGCUCCACAAGUGUUUUGCUGCAAUCUCACAGCAAUGCUGCUUGCUUAUUUCCAGUACUGCACAUGUGCAGACUGAGAACUCAGAAAGAAAUCAGAGUAAGAGUUUACAUGCACUGAGAAAUGUGAGUACUGAGCUAAAAUCCAGCCUCUUUAUCAGAUUCCUUUAGCGGAUUUCUAGACCUUACUCCGACCUAAAAAAUCGGAGUGUGCUGUUUAUUGAAUAAUAAAAACUGCAGAAAUCUGAUUAUGAUCAGAUUAUCGAGUGCAUGUAAACACACUCAUUGGGCAGUUGCUGCAUCCUGUGAAUGAAUGCUCGAAGUACUUAAUGAAGGCUUCAUAACAUAAAUUCCAAAAUACGUUACAUUAUACGUGCCAAGAUGAGACUGGCAUAAGUUUUGCAUGUGCAUUGUACACGAUAAUCAACCACAUGCUACAGAUGUGGUAGAUAGAGAUUAAGUAGAAAGAAUGCUGGAAUAUUCCUUUGUAAGUUUUACAAAUGUCACUUUUUCCAGUAUUAGUCUCAAUUUGAAUAGCCUACCUCAGGUGAAGGGGGUUCUUCUUUAGCAUUCCCACUGAUCUUUAGAGCACUUUGCUUCAGCAGGACUCUGUAAGUGACCUAUCACUAUUUUUGGCCCAUAUGUGUCAAAUGGCUCAGAACAGAGGAUUCAGUAUUAGAUCCCCCCAAUCUAUAAUAUGAUGUAUUAGCCUAAUUAAGAUUAUAUUAUUAUAAAUAUUAUCCUGCUCCAGCAUCAUUACAUUAGAUGCCUCUAUUUAAAAGAAUACUCUAGAUUUUUUAAAACCUAAUUUCUGUCUGCUUCUUUUGUAGCAAAGUGACCACAGAUGAUAGUUCUGACUCUUUACAUUGAAAGGAACAAAAAACUGACUUUAAACACGGUGAGAAUAGACGCCAGUGGGCAGAUGCUGAAGCAGGUGCCCAUUAGCUUCUAUUAUGAGUGCAUUUUGCGUUACAGUUAUGGCAGAUUGAGAUCUGUUUAAAAUAUAUCGGGGCAUUCUUUUAAAAGGGGAAUUCCACCAAUUUUUCAAAAUCUCUGCUUAUUUCAAUGGUUGAUGUUGUGAACAAAGCCAUUCAGAGUGGUUUGGUGUGAAAUGGUUGAUUGUAGAGACUCAGAUUUCUUUCCAGUGGUGGUGAUAAGAACCAGGGGUUACCAUGACUACAGCACAAAUAUAGGCAUUUUAUUUACUAUCCAAAAGGAUCAGUGAAGUUUUUAUAUGUAAUGCUGGUCAUGUUAAAUAAUGAUAAAUCCAAAACCUGUGUUUUCUUUUAUUACUAUUUCACGGUACAUAUACCUGUCUGUUAUGAAUGGAUUAAAACAAUACAUUUUGGGCUAACAAGUGAUCACUUCUCUCAAAAACUAUAGCAAAACAAGGCAUCAGGCAGCGUAUUAAAUCCUUCAGACGUCUGGUUCAUAUUACCACCACUGUGAACAAAUCUGACUCAGUAAGUUUCUCUUGAAUGGAGCAUCUCACACCAAACCACUCUAAAUGACUGUUCAUAUCAUAGCUAUUAAUUAUGCAGAAAUAAUGAUAAAAUCAGUGAAGUAAUCCUUUAACUAAUGACAAAAGCCUUAAUACUGUUAUGAAAUGAUGAUAUGCGCUUAUUUUAGACAGUCGGCAGUGAACACUUCACCUACAGUCCCCACAGUAUGAAAGGGAACUGGAUGCUACUUGACGCUUUGGGGAUGAGGGCAUUAGUAAGAAGAAUGAAUGCGAUCAAAAUAAGACGUGAUAAGGGAGCCUGUGGACGUCACAGGGAUAUUGAAUAGCACACCUGAAGAUGGUCUAAUAGUGAACUAAUAUUAUAGCAUCCUUUAAUAUAUUAAAAUUAUGUAAUGUUCAUUAUUUCUUUCAGCAAUAUUGACAGUCCUAAAUCUUUACCUUCUCUGAAAUUAUGUGCACUGCCUUUGGAUGUCAGAUUCCAGUUCUGUCAGGUGUGUAUGUGUAUGUAUGUGUACGUGUCUGAAAAUGUCACUUUAUUUCAUGUAUUUUCUCUGCUCUAUUUGUAUAAAGAUAGUGGUUAUGAAUGUGUUUUUGUGUGUAAUGUGAUGUUUACUGUCUGACUCUUUCCUGUAAUUCUCCUAGGCCAGUCUUUGUUCAGCAGAGAAUCCACAUUAAAGGCGUAUUCCAGCAUUUUUCAACUUAAUCUCUGUUUGUCGCGUCAGUAGUGGCUGGUUACUAUGGUAAUCAUUUCAACACAUUUCCCUGAACUUCAAUAAGGACGGAAAGUCUGCUGGCUACAGGGAAGUUAGAUGGACAGUUGGCUGUGGACUAGAUGUGCAUUUCAGUCUACUUUGCUAUUCAAAUUUGUAGGGAAUAAUUCACAAAAUAUUUGAAUAAUACCACCCGUGACCGCACACAUCAGACGAACACCACCAGAGACAGUGACAUCACUGAGCAACUUAGUAUUGCUGUAUUAAUUAAACCCAGACCACAAGUACACAGCAGAUGACCUGUGGUUUGAGAUCUACCCUAAGAAACAUGUUUUUCAGAUAAACAGACGCCAUUAGCCACACUGUUUUUCACUAUAUGAUUAAGCUGGAAAACAGCAAAGCUAGGGUUCAUUAGCUGAUACCGAACAUAACAAAUGAAAAAGUUCUAUUACAUCAAAUCUAUAUGAGUGAAGUUAAAAAUGAACUCGAUUUUAAUGUGCUGUAGCUGCGCUUUGUAACCCGGCGGUGGCGCCAGAGCUUCUCUUUUAGUGUGCAGUAGCCUUUAGUCAGCUCCAGUAAUCUUUCUACAUAAGGAAGCUUAUGAUGAGUUAUUUAGCUGAUAUCAAACAUAAUUAAAAAAAAAAAAAGUUUUAUUACAUCAAAACUAUAUUAGUAAAGUUAAAAAUGAGCUCGAUUUUAAUGUGCUAUAGCUGCGCUUUGUACUAUCAGCAACCUGGCGCCAGAGCUUCUCUUCUGAUGUGCAGUAGCCUUUAGCCAGCUGCAGUAAUCCUUUGCUGCUUUCUUUGAGAUAAACAGAUUAGAAACUCUGACCAAAAUAGAAAACACAGGCUCUUGGUGGAGUUCUGACAUCUCAUGGUUCAUAAAUAUGAGAAUAUCUAACAAUAAAGUAAGAAGCACAAAAGAUUACUGCAGCUGGCUAAGGGCUACUGCACACCAGAAGAGAAGGUUUGGCGUCGGGUUGCAGAUAGUACAAAGCGCAGCUAUGGCACUUGAGCUCGAGCUGAUUUUUAACUUCACUCAUAUAGAUUUGAUAUAAUAAAACUUUUUGAUUUAUUAUGUUCUGUCUCAGCUUACUAAUUCACUAUAAACCUGCUUAUCGCUGCUGUCGAAACAAAACCUUGUACGUCCAAAAUGAUAACUUUACAGGAAAAGGAAAAAACAUACUUGACUUUUAAUGUAAGUCAGUGUAACCAUAUUUUUUUCCAAGUAAUUUUGCACCGUUUCUUUUGGUCCAUUCAUUAUGAAAUUUACAAACAACAUAAAAGGCAACAGGUAUUUUCAAAUUAUGUCAAAAACUGAAAAAGGCCAAAAAUACAAGGUUUUGUUCCGACAGCAGCGUUAUGUAUAAAGAAUACUGCAUCUGGCUGAAGGCUACUGCACACCCGAACAGAAGCUUCUCUCCUGGUGUGCAGUAGCCUUUAGCCCGCUGCGGUAAUUUUUUAUGUUUCUUUUUGUGAGAUAAACAGAUUAGAAAUUUUGACCAAAAUGGAAAGAAACAGGCUGUUGGUGGAGUUCAGACAUCUCAUAUGUAUGAACCAUGAGAAUGUAUAACGUUAGAGAGAAGCUAAUUUACAUUUAAAAAGAGUGACCAUUUAAACGUUCUUGACUAUUUGAAUAUACCAACUACGGAUGCUGCAGAUAGAGAUUAGUUGAAAGACGCUGGACUUUACCCUGCACUCGUAGCUUAAUCUGUAAAACUGGCACUUAAUGUUUGAGGGUUUUCUAUUCACAAGCUUGCCUUUAAUCACUUAAUCAACUGGAGAAUGGGACAAAUAAACUCGUAAAGGGACAUCAUUUGUGACGUCUGAUGAUGGUAAUAGAGAAUUACGUUACAGUAAACCUGUUUACACUGUCUAUGCACUCAGAAUGAAAUUAAAUUUAAUAAGACUGUUACACAGUUUCACUAAAUGCAUCUGACCAAUCAAUAAAGUCAUGUUUUUUUUCAUCAGGAAAAAAACAAUAUGCAUUA